AUGACUACCAGCAAUGCUGCUCGAUUUUUUGAUACAUCAGGUUGCUUGAAUUUAUCUCGGCCAACCAGCAAUACACGAAUUCCAUCUGCUAAACAACAGAAGCCAAAUGUUAAUCGUCCAGGACCAAUUCGAGGUCAAGUUAAAAUUGAUUUAUAUAAUUUUGAUCAUAUCGAUUUUAUUGACUCACAAUAUGUCUUAACAAGUCCUCGUUCACUUGAAGCUUGUGCUCGUAUGAAUGUUAAACCUACUACAUUACUUCCAAGAAAACUAGCCGAUAUUUCAUCUGAGAAAGUACGCUAUUCAACAUUAGUUGAUGUUCACGAUGAAAUGGAAAUAGAGCGAUUGGCUAAAUUACAGCGUUGUCGGGAAGAACGCGAGAAAAUUAUUCAAGAUGAAGAACUUACAAGGCCAUUAUCAGCAAAAAUUGUUGAUCCUAAACCAUCCUAUGUCAAUGAUAGAUCAACAAAUCGAAAAAAUCCUAUCAAUCCAAAAUUUCAUCCACCAUCGACUAGCAUGCGCAGUCGUUCGAAUUCAAUAACGGCUGGAAAGCCUUCACGAAACGAUACUCAUUUCCAUCGGCCUGUACGACCAACAUCAGGCAUUCGCCCAACUGUAACAAGUUCAAAUGUAAAACCAUCGAUUAUUCAAUGGCCAUCAUCUGAUAGUCAGGAUGAAUUACAAACAUCAUCUUCAGCUGGUUUUUUAGAUGAUGUUCGACGAAUGGACGAGAGUCUUCAACGGCUUGGUACAUCAAGCUCAAAAAAGAAUGAACGAUAUAUCGAUGGACUUGCAAAUGUAAAACAAAUAAUAGAACAACGUGUAACUCAAACAACAUCAGACAAUGAUCUUGAAAAUUUACCGUUAGACAAGAAUCAAUAUGAACUUUUACUUUCGCAUUAUGAUCAUGAAUUGAAAAUUCAAAAAGCACGAGAAAAUGCACGUCGAACAGAAAAAGAAAAAGAAGCUGAACGUUAUGAUUCGUUAAUGCAUGAUUUUCUAGAUCAAACUAUGGCUGAAGAACGUCGUCAAAAUGAACUGCGUCGAAAACUUGAAAGACUUCAUCAUUCACGUCAACUCUAUGAAACAUUACAAGCAAAAAAUCAUGAAUUGCAAAUGGCUGAUGUACAAAAACGUCGUUCAGAAUUGCUCAAUGAAAUAAAACGAAAAGAUCGUCGAACGCAACACUUCGUGAAAGAUAAACAAGAAACUACUAAUUUAUCUCGAACAUUAGCUAAAUCAUCACAAGAUACUCGCGAAUACAUAAGAGAAACAAAUGAAAGUUUUGAUCAAAAAGCGAGAAAAGCUGAAUUGGCAAGUAGCAUUUUAGUGACAAAACCGAAGAUAAAUGUCGAUCGACGUUUCUUACAAUCAUCGCUUCGAACAUAA
Molecule: messenger RNA, 1386 nt
Organism: Rotaria socialis
Lineage: Eukaryota; Metazoa; Rotifera; Eurotatoria; Philodinida; Philodinidae
Source: the annotation of a GenBank genome assembly